UCCGAACUGGGUCAGUUUCACCGAUCGAUAGUCUUGCAGCCCAAAUCUCACCCGAACAAAACCUGAUCGUACGCUGUUAGUCAUUAAUAAGUCGUUUGGUGGAUGGUAUGCUCUUUUGGUGCUGCUGAUAGCACACCGUGAGCUUGAGAUCGCAGCAGCGGGUGGUUUCGAGAGCACAAUUCAGUAUGGCGUCUUCAAUAGGUGAUAAAGCGAGAGUAAUUGGAAUUGCUAGAUGGACAAGUCUAACACUAACUAUAUUUUACAGGCAACUCAAUGAAUUGGUCUACCUGUCGGAAAAUGACACCGAUUUCGCUGAAAAUGGAUGCAAUCCGGAUGAUCAGUUUGCAAUUGUGCUUCAUGGAUGGCGUGAUGGACCGACUAAGGACUGGGUCAUCGAUCUGCUUUCGAAUUUGACAAGCUAUCGCGAUGGAUGCAACAUGUUCAUGAGCUAUGGUAACAACAGUCGCGUGAUGAAUUAUUUCCAAGAUCUGUACCCGAACUUUGACCUACUGGUGAAUUCUCUGACCCGGCAUUUACGGCGGUUAGAAGCGGUUGGCUUCGAUCCGAGUCGUGGUUUCAUGUUUGGAUUCAGUUUUGGAGCUAAUUUGGCUUUGGAAGCCGGUCGACGCUUUGGACUACAGAGGAUCGGACGCAUCGAUGUGUGUGAGCUAACGGGUGUGCGCUUUGACAACGAUAAGAGUUACUUCCUGCUAGAUCCCAAGCAGGCAGCCAAGAGUGUACAAUGUAUCCAUACCAGUGAAAUAUUCGGUACAGCACGUCGCGAUUGUCACGUUAGUUGGAGCCUGGGACGUUGCGGGCGAGAUCAGCCAGCAGCUGGACCGUUUCCAAAAGGAUCGCACGGGCUGUGUCCGUACUUUUACAACAGUGCAUUCUCUCAUAGCUUCUACGCCCAACCGAAGCCGAUGAAUUGCAAUUCAAAUCGAUACGCUUCCACCUGGCCACCAGGAUUCAAAAUGGGAUAUUUUUGCGACAUGGAGAGGUCUGUCGGGGUACUGUACGGAGAGCAAUUUGCGUCGACUACGAAGAAGUUUCCCUACACGGAUGAGAAAAUGCGGCAAGUGGUACCGAGAAGUUGA
Molecule: messenger RNA, 1097 nt
Organism: Ochlerotatus camptorhynchus
Lineage: Eukaryota; Metazoa; Arthropoda; Insecta; Diptera; Culicidae
Exons: 3
Coding region: 186-1097 (303 amino acids)
Biological process (GO): lipid catabolic process
Molecular function (GO): lipase activity
Source: RefSeq, a predicted model, not a curated record